This is a messenger RNA of Cucumis sativus (cucumber), 1962 nucleotides long. Its product is annotated as plastidial pyruvate kinase 1, chloroplastic. The record is from RefSeq and is a predicted model, not a curated record. Gene Ontology annotation, cellular component: cytoplasm. The transcript has 7 exons. The coding region runs from base 1 to 1749 and encodes 582 amino acids. Gene Ontology annotation, biological process: glycolytic process. Gene Ontology annotation, molecular function: pyruvate kinase activity; potassium ion binding; magnesium ion binding. Lineage: Eukaryota; Viridiplantae; Streptophyta; Magnoliopsida; Cucurbitales; Cucurbitaceae.
AUGGCGGAGGUCAAUGCUAUGAUGAUUCGUGCUCGCUGUAAUUUUAUGGUGAGAAACCCUGUGUUGGAUGUGAAGCGUUUGGGCUUUCGGAUGCCGGUUAUGGGUCGCCGAACAGUUUGGUGUAGUCGGAGGAGGAUGAAGGGGAGAGUUGUAAAUGGAGUGAAGGCGACAAUGCAGGUCGAUUUGGAGGAUGAGGAGAGGUUGAAAAGAUUGGAGGGUUUAGAGGCCACUUUAGGGCUUGAUAUUGUAGCGGAGAGGGAAUUGAAGGAGAAGGGGUUUUUAGGGAUGAGGAAGACGAAGCUUGUAUGCACUGUUGGUCCAGCGUGUAGUGGGAUUGCGGAUUUGGAGAAGUUAGCGUUGGAAGGUAUGAAUAUUGCGAGAUUGAAUAUGUGUCACAACUCGAUGGAGUGGCAUUGUGAUAUGAUUAAGAAAAUCAAGAAGUUAAAUGAGGAGAAAGGAUUCUGUAUUUCGGUUAUGAUUGAUAUUGAAGGAAGUCAGAUUCAUGUGGUUGAUCAUGGAGCUCCUUCCUCUGUAAAAGUUGAGGAUGGUUCAAUCUGGUUGUUCACUGCUAAGAAAUUCGAAGGUUCUCGUCCAUUCACUGUGCAAGCGAGCUAUGAAGGUUUCUCUGAAGGUAUCCGAGUGGGUGAUUCAAUUGUAAUUGAUGGGGGAAUGGCAACCUUUGAAGUUAUUGAAAAGAUUGGGAAUGAUUUAAGCUGCAGGUGCACAGACCCAGGUUUAUUUCUUCCUCGGGCGAAGUGUAGCUUUUGGAGAGAUGGAAGGCUUGUUAUGAGAAAUCACGAGUCUCCCACGUUGUCAAGUAAGGAUUGGUCGGACAUUGAAUUUGGAAUUUCAGAAGGCGUGGACUUCAUUGCCCUUUCUUUUGUGAACAGUGCAGAUCCUGUCAGGCAUCUAAAGAACUACCUUUCAACAAAAUCAGCGAAAUCUAUAAGGGUAUUGGCUAAGAUUGAAAGCUUGGAGGCCCUUCAAAAUCUGGAAGAAAUUGUAGAGGCCUCUGAUGGAAUCAUGGUGGCUCGAGGGGACCUUGGGGUUGAAAUUCCGCUCGAGCAGAUACCAGCAGUGCAAGAGGAAAUAACCAGAGUUUGUAGGGAAUUGAACAAACCAGUGAUCAUAGCUUCUCAACUUCUAGAGUCCAUGGUUGAAUAUCCUACCCCAACACGUGCUGAGGUUGCAGAUGUUUCUGAAGCUGUCCGACAAUAUGCUGAUGCGUUGAUGCUAUCUGGGGAGUCUGCCAUAGGAUCAUAUGGACAGAAAGCACUUUCGGUUCUACAGAUGGCCAGCAGCCGAAUGGAAUUAUGGAGUCGUGAAGAAAAUAGGAACAAUUUCCUUCCCCAGCAUCAACUUGGAGUGUCAUUGCAUGAUCGCAUUGCAGAAGAAAUUUGCAAUUCUGCAGCUGAAUUGGCUAACAGACUUUCAGUAGACGCCAUAUUUGUGCUCACAAAUCAAGGGCAUAUGGCAUCUCUCCUUUCCCGGAACCGCCCAGGGCCGCCAAUAUUUGCAUUAACCGACGAUGAUAGCACAAGAAUGGCUUUGAAUCUACAAUGGGGAGUGUUUCCUUUGCGAAUUGACCUCUCAGAAGACAUUGAAGCAAACAUCUCAAGAGGGAUCGAGGUUGUGAAAUCAAAGGGAUUGGUAAAACAGGGGGACUCUGUGCUUGUGGUCUCAGAGAUCUCUCCAGCUCGAGCUGCGUCAAUGGCGUCCCAAUCAAUUCAGCUCAAAACCAUCGUGUAGAACAAAGAAAAAACAGGUCAAGCUUUGUAAGUGAAACUUUAUGAUUGCAUGUAUCAUAUGUGGUGGAUAUUACACGUGAAUGUUGCAUCUUAUCAUUUGUGGCCCUCUGUUUGUAACGACUAUUGAAGCCUUUGAUAGGUUGUUUAUUAUUAUUUGGAAAAUGUAAUAACUCUACUCAAAUUUGAAUUUAGUUUUAAUAGUAUUGUAUUGUUU